Messenger RNA from Melopsittacus undulatus (budgerigar), 1150 nucleotides. Its product is annotated as M1-specific T cell receptor alpha chain-like. Lineage: Eukaryota; Metazoa; Chordata; Aves; Psittaciformes; Psittaculidae. Bases 1 to 840 code for a protein of 279 amino acids. The transcript has 7 exons. Gene Ontology annotation, biological process: response to bacterium. The record is from RefSeq and is a predicted model, not a curated record.
AUGCGGCGGUGCCGGGCGGCGGCGCUGGCGGGGCUGGCCGCGGUGCUCCUGGCAGCUGUGGGCAGAGGGCAGGUGCAGCAGGACCCGUCGGCAGAGACCACCGAGAACACCGCCAUCAGCAUCAACUGCUCACACCCCAACAUAGGGAGCUUCGAAUACAUCCAUUGGUACCGUCAGUUCCCGGGCCGUGGGCCCGAAUUCCUCGUGAGUGCUCUUAAAGGUUUCAAGCAGCUGGAGGACCCAAAGGGGCGGCUGUCGGUGGCGGCAGAUCGCCGGUCCAACGUGCUGUGGCUCGCCCGGCCCCGGCUCCGGGACGCGGCGGUGUACUACUGCGAAAUGAUGUGUGAUUAUGGGUCCACCUACGAGGUGACCUUUGGCUCAGGGACCAGACUGACCGUCCAACCCAAUGUUACUCCAUCUCCUUCAGCCUAUAGGCUGAUCUCUAAAGAUGAUGAGAAUGUGGAAAUGUGCCUUAUCACAGAUCAUUCCCCUGAAAAGCUUACUCUUAACUGGGCUAAUAAGGUGACAAAUACUGUUGUGGAGGUGACAACACCUGAGAACAAACAGGAAGCGAGCUACCUGUCAACCUACUGGGGCAAGAAAGAUGAAAUGCUGUGUGGUGCAAAUCACGAGGGAUUUGGAGCACUGGAGGGGGAAGAUCCUGAAAGUGGUUCCAGUGCUUUCUGUGUUACAGGAGUGUCUCUACAAUUCAGGACAGAUGAGAACCUGAACACAAUGUCUUUAUCACAGCUGGGUCUGAAAAUAAUUUUAAUGAAAGGAAUCAUUUUUAAUGUCCUGAUGACAAUGCUCGUGUGGAAAAAAAAGAAUGAAAGUAACUAGAUGGUGCAGUCCUGAAGUAUCAAAAAAGUCUGCUGAGGAAUCUUUAUCAAAGCAUCAUCUGCAAGAGGGAAGACAGGCAUUCCUAUCGCAAGAGAUACCACUUGCUAUCUGUGUAUCAGCCAGCCAUUAUAAUCUAAAUUGCUUUAUUUGCAUUGUUCCAAAGCUACUCAAACCUAAGCUUAAAAUUUCCAGCAUUCUGCUCCCCCAGAUGCCUGAUUCAUUUAGCAUGACAAUGCCUCUUUUUGCAUAAAGCAAAUGAUGGUUGAAUUGUACUGGCAACCACACUCAUGUCUUUGGCAUUUCUUUGGGA